Solanum verrucosum is the source of this 1841-nucleotide messenger RNA. RefSeq names its product F-box/LRR-repeat protein At1g67190-like. Lineage: Eukaryota; Viridiplantae; Streptophyta; Magnoliopsida; Solanales; Solanaceae. Gene Ontology annotation, molecular function: protein binding. The record is from RefSeq and is a predicted model, not a curated record. The coding region runs from base 571 to 1830 and encodes 419 amino acids. The transcript is spliced from 2 exons.
AAUGCCGUCUUGACCCUUUUUUUCACAGAAAAUCGAAUCAGAUUCCUUCUGUUGUCCCUCUCUGUUCACUGUUUUUUCUUGUUUUUUGGUUUGAUCGAUUGAUGUCUUGUUGUGGGACAUGAUCAUAAUCCUAUGAUUUAUGUGGAACCAGAUUCUUGAUUUAAGGUUUGUGGAUUGGAAGUUGAUGAGUUAAAGAUGGGAUUUUUGGCUUCUCAAAUAUUGCCCCAAAGGUCAAAACCUUAACUUGGUAUGCUCUUAUAUUAUUUCAGAAACCAGAUUCUUGAUUUGGGUUUUUGGCUGACUUAUAGUGAGAAUCAAGAAAUUGUCUCUGGUAGAGUUAUCAUUUGCUAGUUUAGUUAAAAGGGUUUCUGGAUAUUACAUUUUUGGUUGAUAAUCUGGGGUUUGAUUAGCUUAUGAAUGAAUAUUUUACACCACAUGUUGGCCUUUUCCUUGAUAAGAAUCCCUUGGAUAGUAUUGUGAUGUAGUUUGGAGAUUUAAGUGGAAUUGCUUGGACUGUAACAUUGUUUUCUAGGGGCCCGCUAGUUGUAUUUGUUGUUCGUAUUUGAGGGUAUGGAGUACCUUCCUGUUGAGGUGAUUGGGAACAUUUUGUCCCGUGUUGGAGCUGCGCGAGAUGUUGUGAUAGCAUCUUCUACUUGUCAGAAGUGGCGAGAGGCUUGGAGGAAUCAUCUUCAUACACUCAUGUUUAACUCGAAUGACUGGCCUGUUUAUCAUGAGCUCACAAGGAGCAGACUUGAGAUAAUUGUAACUCAGACGAUUUUCCAGACUAAUGGACUGCAUUGCCUUUCGAUCAUCAUGGAUGAUGUCGACGAGUUCUCUGCUGCUCCGGUAAUAGCUUGGCUAAUGUAUACCAGAGAAACGUUACGCCAGUUACAUUACAAUGUCAGGACUACCCCAAACAUUAAUAUACUUGAAAAAUGUGGUCGCCAGAGGCUAGAAGUGUUGGCUCUUGCACACAAUACAAUCACGGGUGUUGAACCUAGUUACCAAAAGUUCCCUUGCUUGAGGUCUCUUUCACUAAGUUAUGUUAGUAUAUCAGCUUUAGAUCUGAGUCUUUUCCUCACAGCUUGCCCGAAAGUUGAGGUCUUGAGUCUUGUUAGUAUAGACAUUGUCAUGUCUGAUCCACAGGCAAUGAUGGAGCUGACAAGUAACUCGUUGAAAGAUAUCUAUGUUGAAGCCAUUAGUUUGGAUAAAAUCAUUCUGGAAGCGGAUAGUCUUGAGAAGCUGCAUCUGAAAGAUUGUACACUUGAGGUCUUUGAGCUUGUUAGCAAGGGUUCAUUGAGUCACCUUAAGAUUGAUGAUGUUAGUGUCAUCCAUCUUGAUAUUGGCGAGAGUGCUGAAGAUCUCGAGAUUGUGGAUGUCAGUAAUUUCACAAUCAUGUGGUCCAAGUUCCAUCACAUGAUAGCAAAAUCAUCGAAGCUAAAAAGACUGAGGCUAUGGGGAGUUGUGUUCGACGAUGAGGAUGAGGCUGUGGAUAUUGAGACGAUUUCCGCUUGCUUUCCACAAUUAAGUCAUCUGUCAUUGAGCUAUGAACUAAGAGAGACAGCACUUCAUUAUGGAUCACAAGAUUCUUUUCAAUUGGGAAAUGUGGUUGUCUUGGAGCUUGGAUGGAUGGUCAUUGGUGACCUGUUCUCCCAUUGGGUAGCAGGACUACUGGAAAGGUGCCCUAACCUGAGGAAGUUGGUAAUCUAUGGAGUCGUCUCAGAAACCAAAACACACGAAGAAUGCCAUACAUUAGCCAACUUCACAUCCUUUAUUGUAAGGCUUAUGAGGAAGUAUUUGCAUGUAGAUGUUCAGUUCGAAUAUGAGUAGAUUUUGAACAA